AUGCAGGUUGCUGGGUGCCCAGAGUCCUCCAACAAUGGACGCUACGCCUUCCCCACUGACAUGGGUGCUAAACUGUCCCAAUGGCAUCCAGCCCACACUACCUUUCCUGAGCAACUGCCUGUGCUCCAUAUGCUCUUAACUGUGUACUCCAUGAUCUGUGCUGUAGGGCUGAUUGGCAACAUGACUGUCAUCUGCGUGAUCCUGAGAGUUCCCAAGAUGAAGACAGUGACCAAUGUGUUUGUCCUAAACUUGACCGUUGUUAAUGGGCUCUUCAUGCUGGUGCUGCCAGCCAGUAUUACUGAGCACAUGCUACAGUGCUGGCCCUUCAGGGAGCCAUCCUGAAAGCUGGUACUGGACACUGACCACAAUAACAUUUUCUCCAGCAUCUAUUUACUGGCUAUAAUGAGUGUGGACCAUUACCUGGUAGUGCUGGCCACUGUGCAAUCCCGCCACCUGCCCAGGUGCACCCAGAGGGGGACAAAGGUCACCAGUUUGUGUCUGCUGAGUGUCACCAUCCUGGUUCUGCCCUUCUUCUCCUUUGCUCACAUCUACAGCAAUGAGCUGCAGGCACCCAGUUGUGGGCUGAGCUUCCUGAGACCUGAGCUGGUCUGGUUCCAAGCCAGCCAUAUCUACAUAUUAGUGCUGGGCUCUGUGGUGCCUGUGUGCACCAUUUGUGUGCUAUAUAUGGACCUGCUGUGCAGGCUGCAUGCCGUGAGGCUCCAGUCUGGUGUCAAGGCUCUGGGAAAGGCAAAGUGGAAAGUGACUGUCCUGGCCCUUGUGGUGUUGACUGUGUGCCUCCUCUGCUGGAUGCUCUUCCACCUAGCUUCUGCCUCUAUAGUGGCCCUGACCACAGACAUGCCCCAGACAUCCCUGGUCAUCAGUAUCUCCUAUGCCAUCACCAGCCUCUGCUAUGCCAACUCAUGCCUCAACCUCUUGCUGUAUGCCUUCCUAGACAACAAUUUCCACAAGAAUUUCCACACCACAGUGUUGCGUCAGAAGGCUUGA
Molecule: messenger RNA, 1005 nt
Organism: Jaculus jaculus (lesser Egyptian jerboa)
Lineage: Eukaryota; Metazoa; Chordata; Mammalia; Rodentia; Dipodidae
Gene: Npbwr2
Product: neuropeptides B and W receptor 2
Biological process (GO): neuropeptide signaling pathway
Cellular component (GO): membrane; neuron projection
Molecular function (GO): neuropeptide receptor activity; neuropeptide binding
Source: RefSeq, a predicted model, not a curated record